UCUCGGUAAAAGCCCGGGCUGCGGCGGCGGCGGCGUCCGGGCGGGUGUGCGCGCGUGUGGGGCGCAGGCUCGGCGGCGGUGGCAGCGGCUCAGCCUGCGGUGGCGGCGAGGACGCCAGCUGCAGCGGGAGAGGAGCAGCCGGGGCUGAGCGCUCCGCGGACCCGGCAGGCGCCAGGAACAGGUGAUCCCAGCGGGUUGCCAAGCCCGACCGAGUUGGCGGGGCGGGAGCCCGCACUCCCGGGUGCAGCUGCAGCCGCCUCGCCGCCGCCGGUCGCGGACGGCUCCCGGCUCCGGACGGGGCUUGGGUGUCCCUCCGCUCUCGGGGGCCCAGGAAGCCCUCGGCUCCCGCAGACUCAGAAGUGACUGCUCCCUCUCCGACGCCUGCUUCCCCGCGGAGCAAAGUUGUGGACGUGUCCUCCUAGCCGAGCCCGGGCGCUGUCGCGACCCGGCGGGGUCGGUGCGCUCUCCGAGAGGCGCUGACACGCCAACCCGCCACCUCCUCGCCCCCUGAGUCUGCCCUCUCUGGAAGCUGCUUCUGAGGCUGAAACUUUGGGCCAAGGGGCUAAGGGCGGCUGGGCGCGGGGACGAGGCCUGCGGGCGCCCCUCCGCGCGGACAGUCUGGGCGCCGCGGACGGCAUGUGACGGCCGGGCGGCGGCCGCAGGCUGGAAGGCGCGGGUCCCCGCCGCUGCGAGGAGGGACUGCGCGGCGGCUGGAGGGCAAGCUGCGGCGCGCGGCUGACCGUUGCGGGCCCGGGCCUCGAGCCGUGCCGCCCGGCUCGCCCGGGCCCGCCGAACCGCUGCGCCCCGCCUCGGCGCGGGGGGACUCACUCCAAACUCCCUGAACUAAAGGGGCGGUCCCCGAAUUGGCACAACUCUCAGGGGCCCUCACCCCAGGUGGAGCCCCUCGACGACCUCCCCGCGCCGACCCCCAGCUGGCAAGUGCCUGGUCUCCGAGGGCCUCCGAGGCUGGCAGUUGCUGACUGGCCCCAGCCCCGUCCCAGGCCACGAUGCUCAUGAGGAAAGUGCCCGUGUUCGUCCCAGCCUCCCCGUGGGGGCUGCGGCUGCCGCAGAAGUUCCUCUUCCUUCUCUUCCUCUCGGGCCUCGUCACCCUGUGCUUUGGGGCCCUCUUCCUGCUGCCCAACUCCUCUCGCCUCAAGCGCCUCUUUCUGGCCCCCCGGACCCAGCAGCCCGGCCUGGAGGUAGUGGCCGAAGUCGCCGGCCAUCCUCUGGCCCGCGAGCAGGAGUCGCCUCCCAACCCUGCCCCCGCUGCGCCAGCCCCGGGCGAGGACGACCCGGGCAGCCAAGCCAAUACCCACCGCAGGAAAGGGUGGCUCCGGCGCACCCACCCCACCUGGCCACGCGAGGAGGCCACGGCGGCCCGGAGCAGCGGCAUCGCGGCCCCCAGACCCCAGGAGGAGAGCAUCCCCUUUAGCUUUGACUUCAACGCGUUCCAGAGCCGUCUCCGCCAUCCGGUCCUGGGGACUAGGGCAGAGGAGAGUAAUGAGCCCCAGAGCCUCAUUCGAACCCAGAGGGAGAAAAUCAAGGAGAUGAUGCAGUUUGCCUGGCAGAGCUACAAGCGCUAUGCCAUGGGGAAAAAUGAGCUCCGGCCACUCACAAAAGACGGCUAUGAGGGCAACAUGUUUGGAGGCCUCAGCGGGGCGACGGUCAUUGACUCCCUCGACACCCUCUACCUCAUGGAGCUGAAGGAGGAGUUCCAGGAAGCCAAGGCCUGGGUUGAAGAGAGCUUCCACUUGAAUGUGAGCGGAGAAGCAUCCUUGUUUGAGGUGAACAUCCGGUACAUUGGAGGACUCCUCUCAGCCUUCUACCUGACCGGAGAAGAGGUGUUCCGAGUCAAGGCCAUCAAGCUUGGGGAGAAACUCCUACCAGCCUUCAACACCCCCACAGGAAUCCCAAAAGGCGUUGUGAACUUCAAAAGUGGCUCCAACAGAAGCUGGGGCUGGGCUGUGGCUGGGAGCAGCAGCAUCCUGGCGGAGUUUGGGUCCCUGCACUUGGAGUUCUUACACCUCACCGAGCUCUCUGGCAACCAGGUCUUCGCAGAAAAGGUCAGGAACAUCCGGAAGGUCCUCAGGAAGAUCGAUAAGCCCUUCGGCCUCUACCCCAACUUCCUCAGCCCAGUGAGCGGAAACUGGAUGCAACACCACGUCUCGGUUGGAGGACUCGGGGACAGUUUUUAUGAAUAUUUGAUCAAAUCCUGGUUGAUGUCAGCCAAGACAGAUAUGGAAGCUAAAGAUAUGUACUACGAAGCCUUGGAGGCAAUAGAGACCCACUUGCUGAAUGUCUCUCCUGGGGGGCUGACCUACAUUGCUGAGUGGCGAGGGGGGAUUCUGGACCACAAGAUGGGGCAUCUGGCCUGUUUCGCCGGGGGCAUGAUUGCCCUCGGCGCUGCGGAUGCCAAGGAAGAAAAGAAGGCCCACUACAGAGAGCUCGCAGCCCAGAUCACCAAGACAUGCCACGAAUCGUACGCCCGCUCAGAUACCAAACUGGGGCCUGAGGCCUUCUGGUUUAACUCUGGCAGAGAGGCAGUGGCCACGCAGCUGAGCGAGAGCUACUAUAUCCUCCGGCCUGAGGUGGUGGAGAGCUACAUGUACUUGUGGCGACAGACCCGCGACCCCAUCUACAGGGAGUGGGGCUGGGAAGUGGUGAUGGCCUUGGAGAAAUACUGCCGAACGGAAGCCGGGUUCUCCGGGAUCCAGGACGUGUACAACAGCAUUCCCAACCACGACAACAAGCAGCAGACGUUCUUUCUGGCGGAGACACUAAAGUAUCUCUAUCUUCUGUUCUCUGAAGAUGACACGCUCUCCCUAGAAGACUGGGUGUUCAACACAGAGGCCCACCCGCUCCCCGUGAACCACUCGGACAGCUCCAGCAGGGCCGGGGGCCAGCUCUGACCCGUCUCCCUGCUGCGUCCAGGGCCCCUGCAGCGUUGCCUUGCCUUUUCAGGAUUUGGGGCUGUUCUCAAAGGGAUUGGGAAUGUAGGCCCCAUUCCAGGCAGAACCAGGGCAGAUGUGUCAGACAAGCCACUUCUUUUCCUCUGUGAGGAGACAGGACAUGGAGACGUAGCGCUGUCACACCAGGCCCACACAUUCCUUUCUAUGGAGAAUUUCUAUGAAACCCACUCACUUGCCAUUCCAGGGCCAAAUGACUGGAGAUUUGCAUAUUGACCCCAGGUAUUUGAUUCACUUCUUUUCAUUGUUUAUUGUUUUUGUUUUUGCUUGAUUUUGCUUUUUUCUACAUUUGUGUUUUAUCACAAAUUAGAAAUACAAUUUCCAAAUCAUGUGGUUUGAAAAACUAUGUCAUCCUGAUAAACUAAACCCUGAAGUAUGUGCACACACCCACAAACCUGGACCCCGUUUUCCAUAUUUCAAAUGCCUUUUACCCAACAUUUACUAUAUGUUCAACUCCGUCAUUUACCUUAUAAUUUGCGGAGGGGUUCCCUUUGAUUUGGGCCUAAGUGUUAUGAAUCACUGGUGUUGUUUUCAUUAUUGUAAUGGAAAAAUAUGUAAACUUACAAAUAAAAGAGUUAUUGAAUAAGAAA
Messenger RNA from Manis javanica (Malayan pangolin), 3556 nucleotides. It is a transcript of the gene MAN1C1, whose product is annotated as mannosidase alpha class 1C member 1. Gene Ontology annotation, cellular component: Golgi membrane; extracellular exosome; endoplasmic reticulum. NCBI's taxonomy places the organism in Eukaryota, Metazoa, Chordata, Mammalia, Pholidota, Manidae. The record is from RefSeq and is a predicted model, not a curated record. Gene Ontology annotation, biological process: mannose trimming involved in glycoprotein ERAD pathway; carbohydrate metabolic process. Gene Ontology annotation, molecular function: calcium ion binding; mannosyl-oligosaccharide 1,2-alpha-mannosidase activity.